CCAGUCCCAAUUUUUCUCUUCUCUCAGCCGGCUGACAACACGCUCAUCGCCGCCAACGUCGCCGCCGACAUCCCCCACAGCUGCCCCAGUGCCGGGUGAAUUUUCGCCCAGAAAAGCCUAGACCAAAAGCGUCUAAUCGUCCUUGUUCUCCCCGCUCGCCCGCCUGCCCGAACCUCACGACCCCAGCCCGACCCUCACGACCUCACUCUUCACGACUGGCCCGCCGCCGAGACGCUGCGCUAGACAUGGCGGACACCACCACGGAGAUAGAUCUCGACUCGGUCAUCGACCGACUGCUCGAAGUCCGAGGCAACCGUCCAGGAAAGCCCGUGCAGCUCCAGGAGUACGAGAUCAAGUAUCUGUGCACCAAGGCGCGUGAGAUCUUCAUCAACCAGCCCAUCCUGCUCGAGCUCGAGGCUCCCAUCAAGAUAUGCGGCGACAUCCACGGCCAGUAUUACGACCUACUGCGCCUGUUCGAGUACGGGGGCUUCCCGCCAGAAGCGAACUACCUCUUCUUGGGCGAUUACGUGGACCGUGGCAAGCAGUCGCUCGAGACGAUCUGCCUGCUCCUGGCGUACAAGAUCAAGUACCCGGAGAACUUCUUCGUGUUGCGGGGGAACCACGAGUGCGCGAGCAUCAACCGGAUUUACGGGUUCUACGAUGAAUGCAAGCGUCGCUACAACAUCAAGCUGUGGAAGACGUUCACCGACUGCUUUAACUGCUUGCCCAUUGCCGCCAUCAUCGAUGAGAAGAUAUUCACCAUGCACGGUGGCCUCUCGCCUGAUUUACAGUCGAUGGAGCAAAUACGGAGAGUAAUGCGCCCCACGGAUGUUCCUGACACCGGUUUGUUGUGUGACCUGCUUUGGUCCGAUCCCGACAAAGACAUCACCGGGUGGUCAGAGAACGACCGGGGAGUGUCAUUCACCUUCGGUCCAGACGUCGUGUCGAGAUUCCUGCAGAAACACGACAUGGAUCUGAUUUGCCGAGCGCAUCAGGUCGUCGAGGACGGGUACGAGUUCUUCGCAAAGCGACACCUUGUCACCCUCUUCUCUGCACCAAACUACUGUGGCGAGUUCGACAACGCCGGCGCGAUGAUGAGCGUCGACGAGACGUUGCUUUGCUCCUUCCAGAUUCUCAAGCCGGCUGAGAAGAAGGCAAAGUAUCCCUACGGUGGUGUAAAUAUGGGUCGGCCGGUAACACCUCCUCGCAAACAGAAGAAGAAGGACGCGAACAAGAUGGGCUGAGGGCUGCACCGUCAGUACUUAUACUCUGUCUCGUGUUGUCGUCAUGUCACAGACGCUCCUUGCCUCCCCCUCCCCUGCCCUCUACCCCCUCCCCUGGUUGGCUGUCGUGGCGCCUGGCUUUUGUUGUGGAUAUACAUGGACACGUGUUAUCAGAUAUGUUCGGCGCGUCGGACGGCCGGUGCGACGGGCGCGGAACCCGCGAGGGAACGUCAAGACGUCGAAUGUGCGGGUAGGUGGUGCAGCCGUCGUGCAGAGGGGAGGAAGAGAUCGCCAAGCAGUCGAUGUUGGAGAGGGAGCAAUGCAGAUAUGUAGACGCCAUCGCGGACACGGGAAUGCCGUGGCAAGCUGGGUGGAGAAAAGGAGCAGCAAGGGCUUCGAUGGGGCGAUCAACGGGAGGAGCUGCUGUAAAACCAUCAUCGACAACACCAAGACGGAGACGACGACGACGAUGCGCGCGAGACGCACGCAAUGCCGGACAUUAUCGCUGCAUACUUUUCUUCUGUCACGUUCGGUUUAUACGAAGGGGUUCUGUUCUUGUCUUUGCACGCCCAUGGAUCCCCAGCUAGUCCAGUUCGUUCGCUCCUUGCUUCACGCCUCCACGCUCGUUCUCGCUUACUUCGUCUCGAGUUUCCCGCAUCCGCACGUAUCCCAUCUGCACGUACCCGUACAAUCUCGUCGUCGAAGUGGCAUGACCCAAUCACUAUCUAUCUCAUCCCCAACGGUGUUCUUCUCGCUUUCGCCUGUUUUACUAGCCCGUCGUGCCGCCUUCGCCUCCUCUUGCACUUGUCCUAUCUAUCACAUUCCUUCUCCUACGGCAUACCCUUCGUGUGGUGCCACGUAUAACCAUUCCCAUUAUACAACUCCUUUCGUCCGUUCCUUACGGCUUUCCUCUGUCUCAACAACUCUUCCGACGCUCUUCCUUACUCAGCUACGGUUUAACAUAUCCGUCUCUCAUACUGUGUGUACACUCAAGCUGCUGCCCCCCAAUUCCCUGUUUCUCCCUAUCUCUUUCUCUCUUGUCGUGUUCUCGUGUCCGCCCGCUCUGCUCUGACGAUGCGUCGAUGUGAGAAUAGGCUUAGGCUACGUAAUACAACUCUAGUCUCC
Dichomitus squalens LYAD-421 SS1 is the source of this 2348-nucleotide messenger RNA. Its product is annotated as protein phosphatase type 1. The transcript has 7 exons. The record is from RefSeq and is a predicted model, not a curated record. The coding region runs from base 246 to 1244 and encodes 332 amino acids. Gene Ontology annotation, cellular component: nucleus; cytoplasm. Gene Ontology annotation, molecular function: protein serine/threonine phosphatase activity. NCBI's taxonomy places the organism in Eukaryota, Fungi, Basidiomycota, Agaricomycetes, Polyporales, Polyporaceae.